AUGAUCAUUUUAUAUACAUUAAUUAUUGUAUUGAGUUUUCAAAUAACAAUUAAUCUUUCAUCGGAUAUUGAAUUUGAUAGAUUAACAGUUUUAACUGAUGCAUUGAAAAAAACAAUUUAUAAUCCAGAUGAUACAACAAAAUUAUCCUUUCAAAAUGUGUUAAAUUUAGGAAAUGAUCAAUUUAAUUUAGACGAUAUUUUAAGAUUAUUUAUUCAACAAUACAUACUUUCAUUAAUUGAUACGAGAAUAGAUUUAAUGCCAAAAGAUUGGAUGGAAAAAUAUCCAAAAUAUAAUAAAGUUAUCUUAGAAAUUAAUCAAUUUUUGGAAUUAUUGAAUCAACGUCUAUUAGGACAAAUUACAAUUAGAGAUAUUCGCCCGUUGAUUGACAGUAUAACAGAUGAAUUUUUUUUGGAUUUAAAACAAUUAAUUCAUGAUAUUAGAACAGCAGCUGAACAAGAAGAUCAAACAACAACAAAAGAUGAAUUAUAA
Messenger RNA from Didymodactylos carnosus, 489 nucleotides. Lineage: Eukaryota; Metazoa; Rotifera; Eurotatoria; Philodinida; Philodinidae. The record is from the annotation of a GenBank genome assembly.